AUGUGGGUGCGUCGCCGACGCCCAGAGGUGCUGUUCGUGCUGCUGUUGGGCAGCAGUGUAUUCCUCUACUCGGCCUGGUUCUAUGGCUGGCACACGCAACUGGGAGAUUCCCUGAGCGACUACUACGCCUCCGACGACGACCACUCAUCUUCAUCACUAAAGCCGCCCAAGCCUGCUCCCUGGUACCCAUCACUCAACCGCACGCACGAGGCCCUUCUCGCCGCCCACCGCAACUACACGGCCAAGACAAAAGCCUUCGGCUCCGUGCCGCGGCUCGUCCACGUCGCUGGGUACUUGGACCAGACGCGCAGCCUCGAGUGGCUCUUUGAAAGGAAGGUGUCGCCGGCGGUCAGCGCCGACGGCGUCCAGCUGCUCACGUGCGGCCACUUCGACCCGGCCUGCGCGCGCUGGACCGACCGGGCGCUGACCGAGCUCUACGACCUCCACUACGUGCCGCCGGACUUUGUGCCCUCGGUCGCGGCCGUGCGCAAGCACUACGAGGAGCCGUCGGUCAUGAACGCGGCCCAGGCCGGCAACCAGGCCGAGGUCAAGCGGCUGCGCAAGGUGCCCGACAACACGGGCCUGCCGCAGGUGGGCGUCGUGUUGGACGGCUUCGUGACCCCGCGCGGCAGCAUCUUCUCCCGCGACUUCUUCAUCCCCUGCGCCAUCGCCGUGGAGCACCUCCACAAGGACGGCGACAAGGCUGGGUUCCCCUCCACCUACGAGUAUUUGGCGUGUAACAGGAAGAAAGUGCUCCCGAAGCUGGUGGAAGUGCGGGAGGUGGCGGUCAUCUACCACCUCCACCACGACAUGUUCUACCACAUGGUGCAGGACCAGUACUACCGCCUCCUUGCCCUGCUGCCCUACCUCCGACAGCACCCCGACAUCCACAUCCUCAUCUACGGCUGGAGCGACCCCAAAAACUGGGAUGGCAGCUUCGGCGACCGCUUCUUCCAGUUCUGUGGCAUCUCCAAGUACCCCACGUUCUUCCUCCUUCUCAUCAACCUCGUGUCACGGGUCAUUUUUUCAGGCGGUGAGGAUUGGGACGUGAGCGUCAAGGCCGACGUGAUCUACUACGUUCAGGAUCUGUCGCGCCAAGAGCCGUCGGCCCUGGGGUUCGCCCAGCAGAUCCGCAGCCAAUUCUGGAACCUGCUGGCCCUGCCCGACCACCGCCCGUGGAGCGCGCUGCUGGAGCCGGCCAAGCGCGGCCCGGUCGAGGCCUUCUUCGGCGUUGGCGCCCCGGCCCAGGCCCAGGCCCUCGCAACCCCGCAGGCCCAGGCUGCCCCGACGCCCGCACCGGGCUACGUGGCAGACCACCCGCUCGAAGUCAAUAUGGUGGUCAUGGUGCGGACAGACCACUGGCGAGGCCGCCUCGUCGUCAACCACGAGGAGAUGAAGACCGCGCUGCUGGAGCUGGCCGUCACUUUCCCCGCCGAGCUGCUGAAAAGAACGAAGGCCGCCGCGAAAAAGAGCGAAGCCGACGAUGAUGAGCGAACGGAGGUAGAGCGGAGGGAGAGGUACAUCAAGAUCAACUACAGGGAGCACUGCCCCAAGACUCCGCUCCUCGAGACGUUGGCGCUGUACGCGCAGGCCGACUUCGUCAUCGGACCCCACGGCGCCGGUUUCGUGUUCCUGGCGGCGACGAGGCCCGGAGUCCACGUUGUUGAGUUCGUGGGAGGCUACGAACAGAACAUGAUGACCACUGCGCGCCUGGGGUCGGCCUACCACGGUGUGGUUGCUAAUUUUACGAAAGAAGGGUCGGACGGCUUCGACUAUGUCGUCGACGUUCCCCACCUAGUAGGACUCGUGACAUCUGUUCUCGAAUCACGAUUCUUGGGCAAUUCCCCUGCAAACGCGACCCCGGCAGUCAAGCCAGCUCCAACGCACCAGCGCUGA
Messenger RNA from Acanthamoeba castellanii str. Neff, 1896 nucleotides. RefSeq lists its product as uncharacterized. Lineage: Eukaryota; Discosea; Longamoebia; Acanthamoebidae. The coding region runs from base 1 to 1896 and encodes 631 amino acids. The record is from RefSeq and is a predicted model, not a curated record. The transcript is spliced from 8 exons.